This is a messenger RNA of Gymnogyps californianus (California condor), 3324 nucleotides long. It is a transcript of the gene MIGA1, whose product is annotated as mitoguardin 1. The coding region runs from base 161 to 2005 and encodes 614 amino acids. The transcript is spliced from 17 exons. NCBI's taxonomy places the organism in Eukaryota, Metazoa, Chordata, Aves, Accipitriformes, Cathartidae. Gene Ontology annotation, biological process: mitochondrial fusion. The record is from RefSeq and is a predicted model, not a curated record.
CAGAUCCCCUGCCGGUCUCCUAGCAGCCACCGGUGCGGGGAGGGAGCCGGCCGCGAGGGGCCGUGGCGCCUGCCCCGGUGCUCAGCAGAGUAUUCCAGAGACCAUCUGUGACUGUUUUCAAGAUAGUGCCGCUUAAUGAGGUUAUGGGAAAGAAGGAGCCAUGUCAGAAGAAGCUGUUACUGAGGCACGAUUUUCUCUAAAGACGGUAGCUUUACGGGUAUUUCAUCUUCCCCUUUCUUGGUAUUAUUCUCUUAACCAGAUAAAGCUUUCCCCUGGGUUAAAGAAGCUUUUCACGGUAACAGCAGUGAGUGCAAUAUCUGUUAUUUUUCUGGCCCAUCACUUUAAAAGAAGACGUGGAAAGAAAAACAACAAAGUGCCACCAUGGGAACCAAGUCAUCUAGUAUUAGAGUGUACCAAAGCAGCUGCAUCAGAAAAAGGUUCUAGUUGUUCCAGUAGUCGGCAAAACUUGACUCUUUCUCUGAGCUCUGCCAAGGAAAAAGGAUCUCAGUCUUGUAUCUAUGCAAAUGGAGGACUUUUCAGUAAAUACUCUGGUUCAGUUCAAAGCCUGGCCUCGGUUCAGAGUGCCACCUCUUGUCACAGUUGUGCUUGUGCCAAUUCUAAUUCCUGGGAUAAAGCAGAUGAAGAUGAUAUUAAGCUUGUCAAUAUUCCAGUGACCACACCUGAAAAUUUAUAUUUGAUGGGUAUGGAGCUUUUCGAAGAAGCACUGCGCCGAUGGGAGCAGGCGCUAACUUUCCGUAACAGGCAAGUUGAAGAUGAAGCAAGUUGUGGUUCCAUUAAGCUGGGAGCGGGAGACGCAAUUGCAGAAGAAAGCGUAGAAGAUAUCAUCAGUGCUGAAUUCAUUCAUAAGCUUGAAUCCCUUCUUCAAAGAGCUUAUCGUCUUCAGGAGGAGUUUGAAGCCACCCUUGGGGCCUCUGAUCCUGCUUCUCUAGCUAAUGAUAUUGAUAAAAAUACAGACAUUACUGUAAAGGAUAAUACGGAUGAUUUCUGCCUUCGAGAUACAUUAAGCAUUGCAUCAACAGACUCCUUUGUUUCCACAGCUGAGCUUACAGAGCACAGAGAGAUUCGUAAUACGUAUGGUCUAGAUUCCCUUUGCCAUUGCCCAUUGUAUGAAGAAGCUAUGCACUUAGCAGAAGAAGGCAAAAUUUAUUCACGAGUGUUAAGGACUGAAAUGUUUGAAUGUCUAGGAGACAGUGACUUCCUUGCUAAGCUUCACUGUAUUCGACAAGCUUUUCAGAUAAUUCUUUCAGAAACAGCAAACAGAAUAUUUCUUGCUGAAAGUGGAAGAAAAAUUUUGUCUGCUUUAAUUGUGAGAGCACGAAAGAAUCCAAAGAAAUUUGAAGAUGUCUUUGAUGAAAUGAUAUAUUUUUUGGAACAAACAGAUCACUGGGAUAAUACUGAAAUGGAACUUGCUGCUAGAGGAGUGAAAAACCUGAAUUUUUAUGAUGUUGUUCUGGACUUCAUAUUAAUGGAUUCAUUUGAAGAUUUAGAAAAUCCACCAAUAUCUAUACAGAAUGUAGUAAAUAACCGGUGGCUAAAUUCCUCUUUUAAAGAAACAGCUGUGGCUUCAAGCUGUUGGUCAGUACUGAAGCAGAAAAGACAGCAAAUGAAGGUGCCUGAUGGAUUUUUUGCACAUUUCUAUGCUAUAUGUGAACAUAUCAGCCCUGUUUUGGCAUGGGGCUUUUUGGGCCCUAGAAAUUCCCUUUAUGACCUAUGCUGCUUCUUCAAGGAUCAAGUGCUUUUCUUCCUCAAAGACAUUUUUGAUUUUGAAAAGGUGAGAUACUCAACUAUGGAGAGUUUGGCUGAAGAUCUUAUGCAAUUAUUAAUCCGGCACACUGAACUUUUAAUGGCCUAUCUUGGAGCAGAUUCACUAAGACAUGUCAGUGCUUGCGAAGUCAGGUGUCUAUUUAAGAGGAAAUUCAAGCAAUUGUGGCCAUCUAUGUGCAAUGCAAAACUGUGGCUCAGGAUGUGGAACCCUGAACUUUAGAUAGGAGCACAGCACAGUAAGAAGGCAUGAGGGAACUUGCAGUAAUGUUUUUUCCUGUGCUAGAGGUAAUAAAUACAGAUGAUCUAUAAUCUUUGAAUUUCUGUAAACUGAAACAAUAUUUCAUAGUUAGCUUAGGCUCUUAAACUACACUUACAUACGCUUUGCCAUACAAAGCCAGCCCACAAGAAUCUAUCCUGUGUCAAGUAAUACUGCGUAAGUAAUUACAGAAUAAUUCUAAAUAUUCAGACACUUGAGAAGCAUGUUGUUAAAAUCUAGCAUAUUGAAACAAACUUUGAUUAAAAACAUUUCAACUUUUGUUGCAAACACAACCCAAAUUGAUGAGAUUUGAAAAGGAGGACCUGUGUAAUUCCAUAGAUUUUACUGAAGCCGACAUUUUGCUCCAUUGUUGUACUUAUAUGAUAAAUACAAAAAUGAUAAAAAUGUGUCAUAGACUUGUGAAAUGCCAACUGACUAUAGUUUAUUAAAAUACUUCUAUGUGUAAUAAAACAGAAAUUCCAAAUGCUGCUGUUGGCCUGUUUCCACCAUGCAAGUUGCUGAACUUGGCACCAUGCUCCGUGCUAUACUUUUUUUUUUCUGCAAAGUAUGUCUUCAAUACCGGAAUGUGAAUUUUUUUUUCACCCAUCUCACUUAGCUUAAACAUACUUAAUCUGCUCAAAAGUAUCUGUAUCUUGCAAGUCUAUGAAUGAAAUUAUGUGGAACAGUAAGAUGUCUCCUUGGGUUCAGAAUCAAUAGGAACAGCUGGAAAUAGAAGUAACAAAGUAAAUGGCAUAUUCCACAGCAAAUGUACUACCUGGAGGUUGCAGUGUUUCAAAGGAAACUGUCUGCUGUGGUUUGUCUGGUCUAAUAAAAUGAUAUGAAGAAAAUUACACCUUAACAUUCAUCACAGAAAAACAGAAAUGCACUUUUUCACAGAAGUAAAUGUAUAUUUAAGUGAGCGAUUUUCAUAUUAUUUACAAAAAGCUCUUGAAGAAGGUGCAACAGCGUUGCACAUGAGAUUAUAAAUGUUUCCAGAUAAUUUAAAAGUUGAUCUUCUGUCAAAACGGCAAGGGUUUUUUUAAACAGAAGAAUGAGAAAGGUCUAAUGAAACACCAAAAUAUUUAGAAAAUGGAUGAGAACUUGAUAAUAUCUGGCUUAAACAAAUGUGUCCCUUUAAAACAGAAGCACUUCCAUGCACUCAUAGAGCUCUCAAAAGUCUAUAGAAUCGAAUUGGAAAUUGGACUGAUGUAUUUCCCAUCCAAAGUAAGAAUUACAGUAUCUGGUUGCUGUAAGAUACCACCAACAAAUAUUUGAUUCAGAAA